Clunio marinus is the source of this 628-nucleotide messenger RNA. NCBI's taxonomy places the organism in Eukaryota, Metazoa, Arthropoda, Insecta, Diptera, Chironomidae. The record is from the annotation of a GenBank genome assembly.
GUUUGGCACUCUUAAGGAAAUGAGACCAUAUUUUCUUUUUAUUUUUCUAAAUAUUUUAUACACAACGGUGUUGCUUCAAAGAUUAUGUUCCGAAAAGCCUCCAAGUGAUCAGAAUUUGAAAGAUUGUUGUUCAGAGUUUCCUAAUGUCAUAGAUUUGGCACUUAUUAAGUUCUGCAAUGCAAAUUUCUCUAGUAACACUCAACAACAGCAACAAACUAUUCAGAAUAAUCAAAUGCCAAAAGGCGAUUGUGUAUCUGAAUGCAUAACAAAUUCCACCAAAAUCUAUCGUGGAAACGGAAUGAUUGAUCGAAUACAUCUUGCAAGACUGCUUCUUAAUUCUGUCAGUGGAAAUCGGGAAUGGAGUUUAAUCAUAACAAAUUCUAUUGCUGUUUGCAUUAACGAAACACGUAUAAAAGCAGACGAAUUUCGUCAAGUGACUUCUAUGAGACCUUCGUUUCCAAAUGAAAUAUUAUGUCAUCCAAUAUCAGGGUAUUUACUUGGCUGUAUCAAUACGGAAAUGUUCAGACGUUGCAAAAAUAUUGCGCAAUCUUCUGAUUGCAGUAAUUUACAAAAAUACGCUGAAAAUUGUCACAUUUCAAUGAAAUAUCAAGAAAUAAAAAUGAAAUGA